AUGAUAAUGUAUGUUGUCUUGACAGGUUUUAAACCAUUUCACACUAAAAUUCAUGAUAGUGAUUUGGUCAAGAAAAUUGUCAUUAAACACAGGAGACCAAAAUUUUACUUUCCUGAAGAAGAUAUUCCAAACGAUUAUUUAAACCUUUUAAAGAAAUGUUGGUCUUAUUCACCUUCCCUUAGACCAGAUAUUAAUCAAAUCAUAGAUCUCCUUCAGGAUUGGCUUACCCAAUUAGAUCAUAGGUCUUCCACGAGAAUUACUCAACAAUUCUCAAAAUGUGAGACAUCUGGGCGUGCAAAUCCACUCGAUAUUUAUUACCUUGAUGAGGAUAGUUAUUAUAGCAAAGAUUUGACUAGUUGUCAACUUAACUUUUUAUAA
Funneliformis mosseae is the source of this 378-nucleotide messenger RNA. The record is from the annotation of a GenBank genome assembly. NCBI's taxonomy places the organism in Eukaryota, Fungi, Glomeromycota, Glomeromycetes, Glomerales, Glomeraceae.